Trichophyton benhamiae CBS 112371 is the source of this 891-nucleotide messenger RNA. RefSeq lists its product as uncharacterized. Lineage: Eukaryota; Fungi; Ascomycota; Eurotiomycetes; Onygenales; Arthrodermataceae. The transcript has a single exon. The coding region runs from base 1 to 891 and encodes 296 amino acids. The record is from RefSeq and is a predicted model, not a curated record.
AUGGAAUCGACGAGAUACGGUUUACCGUCUCCAAAGUCACCAACCGAGUCAUCAAAGAGGAUCGCUAUUGACACUCUGCUUAACCCAGAGAGUGUGUCAACAUGCGACUCACACUGCUUGUAUCCUACACGCAAGCCACAACCACCAUAUGUCGACUAUCCAGAUCGCCGUGAGAGGUACUCUAGUGGAUCAUCAACAACCAUUAGCAGUGCCUGCUCAACACCCGUAAAUACCUCCUUUCAAGGCUACAAUCAGACGCAUUUUCGCCCUCUCCAAUACCUCAACACAGGUUAUGGCUCCUAUGAUGGACGGCCGGAACCUACAUCUGCAGCCUCCGACAGCUAUAAUUUUACUCACCACCACCAUCACCACCAUAGCACAAUGAGUGGUAAUGCCAACGCCACGGGCAAGGCACCAGUAUCACCCACUUCCUCACCAACGCCUUAUCGAAGAGAACGUUUCCCAUCUGUCUCUAGCGGAGCGUCAUCUGCACCGGUUCCAGAGCGCCGUCGACCACCUCGACCGAAGUACGACGAGGAAGAGAUGUACUUUAUAUGGUACCAUCGAGUUGAUUUAGGCCAGGAAUGGAAGCAGGUCCGUGAAUGCUUCAACGCUCAGUUUCCAAACCGUCAAAGAACUGGCUUCCAGGGAAUACAGUGCAAGUAUUACCGCUUUAUCAAGGAAAAGAACUGCCCCACACUACGCGAACAGCGGAGAAAAAGGAGCGCUGCUGCUGCUUCCGCUGCGGCUGGAGGUGAGACCGGCAGCGACUCUGAAGGAAGAGCGAAGGGCCAUAACUAUGGCGGAUCCAAUUGCCAUUUCAACGAGGAUGGGCCAGCCUAUGGAGUGAUUCGCUGGACGGGCACUCGAUUCCCUUGGAUGAAGCAGUAG